Molecule: messenger RNA, 2231 nt
Organism: Ciona intestinalis (vase tunicate)
Lineage: Eukaryota; Metazoa; Chordata; Ascidiacea; Phlebobranchia; Cionidae
Source: RefSeq, a predicted model, not a curated record
UUGAAAGUUUUGUUUCCCUGUUUAAGUUAGACCUUAAUUUAGAGAUAGAUUGAAAACCAUUGAAAAUCUUAUGCAGCUGUUUUGAGGCGUAGUCGGUUUGUUCAGUUAUUUUAUCGAUGCUGCUUGUCUGAUUUUGUGGUAAUGACACGACAAGUUUCGUAGGCAGAAUUCAGUUAAAAUGGUAUUGGUUUUUGAUGAAAUCUUGAGAAAAGUAGUGAUAUAUAGACCGGGAAAACUGUCGUUAGGUGUAUGUGGUGUAUGAUAUGAAGACAUGGGAAACAAAAGCUUCAUCCUUGUGUCUACUGUAGUCUUAACCAGUGUUUUGGUGAUAUUGUUUCGUGAUGAACUUUACGAAGAGAUAUACAGAAUCGAUCGCCAAAUUGAGUGUGUUAACGGUGGACGUUGGAACAACAGGCAUAAGAUGUGUAUUUGUAACUACACAUGGGCGGGGAGAGAUUGUUCUGUUUGGCGACACCAUCAAUGCUACUUCGAUUACGGGCAUGACUACCGUGGUAUGAUAAGUACCACAAGAUCUGGAUUAAGAUGCGCACUGUGGACCACCGAUCAUAACAACGAUUUAUAUCCAAUUGGCGAAAGAGGAAUUGACACUCACAACUUCUGCAGAAAUCCAGAUAACGAACCAACUGGAAUAUGGUGUUACGUGGACGGUGAACAAUACAUGGACUUUUGUAACGCAACAGUAUGUCCAGACGAAUACAAGAUCAUGCCGAACAUAACUUUGGGGGAUGACGAGUCGACAGAAAACCCAACUGUUCGAUUUUUAUUCGGCCCUCUUAUAUCCGGGGUCUGCGGCGGAGUCGUUGGUCUUCUGAUAUUGAGCGGUAUAGCCGAAUACCUGCGGAGAAAACAGUAUUUUCAACGACGCAGAAAACGAAAAAAGAUGAAAAGUUCUGCCAGCGGUGUUAAUAAUAAUGAUGACACCGAGCUGUACAAAGAGCUAGGCGUGACACGGCCGCUAGGUGGUGUUAUAACUGUAAACGUAGACACCGGGGAACAGCGAAGGCAUAGCGCUGGAAACACAACGAGCGAAGAUGGGAAGUCAAGGUCCUCUAAGGAAAAGAGCAUCUCCGGAAUGAAUAUUUCACGAGAAUAUGCUGCUACCGCAAAACAAAAUCCAGAUCGAAAUGCAGAGGUGGACAAAAAGAACAAUAAAGAUGUGGGAAAAGAAAUCAAGUAUGGAGAAUCCACUGAAAAGGUCGGAGAGUCGGAAAAUUUGAAACAAAUGGAUGAAAAGGAUAUUGGGUCAAAAACCGAUAAGAAUAUAAACAAGAAAAAGGGUAAAAAACGAACCAGUAGUGACAGUAGGUCUGUUGGGCGGGAAAACCAAGCUUUUAUUAAUUCGGAGAAAACUGGUGAACCGGAGAUACCUAAGUUGGAAAAGAUCGAUGAAUCGUCCUCUCAUAGUUCAUAUGUCGGGUUAUCGUCUGAGAGAAGCCGAGAAAAGUCGGCAGUUUCUCCAAGACGUACAGCUGACAAAGAAGGACGUAGGUCGAAAUCGUAUUCUGCCAGCGAUUCUCCACGAACUGAAAGACGGAGACCAAGGGAAGAUAAAAGUCACCGCAGAAGCGAGGGGGUUCAACGGAAUGCGGAAAAAGGUCCUGAUCUUCCGGAGAAGAGCAGUCGGCACGAGUCUAGGAAUCGGGACCGAAGACGUGAACGUUAUCAUACAGGCGACCGUUACCGAUCCAAGAAAAGGACUCGGUCCGAAUCCUCUCGGCCAGAAACGGAAUACCGCGGUGACAAACGGAAUUCGCGAUCAGAUAAAACAGAGAAAAGUGACAGCAGAGAACGGCAGAAAUCUAACAGAAAAUCGACUUCGCGCAACGAAAGAAGCUCACGGACUUCUAACAGCAGUAGAAAAAGUAAAAGUUCAAAAAGAGAACACGAUUAUGGCGCCGGUGUAGUAGUUGAAUAUGUUUAACAAAGGGCUAUUGCUCUGCACACUUAAUCCUGCUUAGGUUUUGUUAUGUAAGUAAUUGGACAGUGAAAGGGACGCUUAAUCAUACACAUUAUUACCGUAUAUAUAUCGCAGAAAUAACACAGGCGGCGUGGCGAAAGACCUGUUGACCAAACUUAUUUAACAAAAAAACAAGUUGUCAAACAGAAAAAAGGCAAAUUGUUUGUAAUUGCAGAACAAGAUAGGACCAGUUUACUUGGCUUUUGUCUUUCGGUACGUUAUUGUUUGACAAUAAACAGUGACGCGUACGCUA